AUGCUCGCGCGCGGCAGGAAGAUGGGGUUCUGCGGCGCACGAAGCGGCCGAGCCGUCAGGUCCUGGCUGGUCGAGCCCCUCAGGGACAGCAACCUGCAGCUCUUCGCGCUCGUCGCCGUGUGGAUCGCCAGCAAGAUCCAUGAGAUGAGACCGCUGGCAGUGAAGAGCCUGAAGGCGCUCAGCGACCGCAUCAUCGCCGACCAGCAUUUCACAUGCCGCGAUUUCGCUGACGCCGAGCUGGUGUUCAUGGAGGUACUGGAUUACAACAUUGGAUGCACAAACAUUGCUUUCAUACACUUGGAAGAGCUCCUCAUUCAGUUCAGGGAAAUAUCAAAGUUAGGUGAUCUUGUCAAUAUGGAUGUGUGCAUGGAAAUCUUGGAUAUUCUGUAUGAGACUGAAGAUACCUCAUGGCUUUUUAACUUUGCCUGUCCACUGGCUGCUUCGACUCUUGUUACGGCGUACGUUAUCUCAGUUCCUAAGCAGAAAUGGGAGUUUCCAAUAAUUCCCUGGGUCCAGUUCACUACUUCGUAUGCUGAAGAAGAGAUCUUGAAGAUUGUUAUGACAAUUCUCAUGCAUGUGAUCAAACCGGAUGUAAUCAAAGAGAAGAACAAGAGAGAUUUCAGUAUGUGAGGCUUGUGCAUCGGUGAUGUGUACAACACAACUGGCAGUGUCCAAAUUUUACCAAUGUAAGUACUAACGACGUACAACCAAGUACUUCUGUCGAACAUAGUGCAGCUUGUUUGUAUCUGGCCAUUUCUGAAUUGUGAUUUCCAAAAUAUGCCGAGGAGUGAUGCUUGCUAAUUAAUUAUGUAAAAAGUGGCCAAAGUAGUGUUGCCACAUUAUUACAUGAUAAUUGAGCUUAGAUGAUUG
Messenger RNA from Lolium rigidum, 870 nucleotides. RefSeq names its product cyclin-J18-like. The record is from RefSeq and is a predicted model, not a curated record. The coding region runs from base 1 to 630 and encodes 209 amino acids. The transcript has 7 exons. Lineage: Eukaryota; Viridiplantae; Streptophyta; Magnoliopsida; Poales; Poaceae.